Molecule: messenger RNA, 2772 nt
Organism: Calypte anna (Anna's hummingbird)
Lineage: Eukaryota; Metazoa; Chordata; Aves; Apodiformes; Trochilidae
Biological process (GO): negative regulation of endopeptidase activity
Cellular component (GO): cytoplasm
Molecular function (GO): serine-type endopeptidase inhibitor activity
Source: RefSeq, a predicted model, not a curated record
CCUCACAGACUGCCACAGAUCCUGACUGAAGACGUAUCUUGACUCUUCUCUCCCUCAGGAUUUCAGGCUGUAUCAAUGGAGUCUCUCUCAGCGUCAACCAACAGCUUCACUCUGGACCUUUACAGAAAGCUGAAUGAAACUUCCAAAGGCCAAAACAUUUUCUUCUCUCCUUGGAGUAUUGCAACUGCUCUUGCCAUGGUCUACCUGGGUGCAAAAGGUGACACUGCAACCCAGAUGGCUGAGGUUCUCCAUUUUAAACCACUGCCAGGAGAAGAAGGUACAUCUGAGACAACAAGGCCUUCUCUGCGGCAACCAAAGAAAAGAAAGAUGGAUCCUAAGCACAAGCCUGAAAACAUCCACUCUGGCUUCAAAAAGCUACUGUCUGACAUUGACAAACCCAGAAGCACCAACACGUUGAAGAGUGCCAGCCAAACUGUAUGAGAAAAGACCUUCCCAUUGGCUUAACCUAAAUUCUUACAGCUCAUUUCAAGCUACUACAAAGCAAAGCCACAAGCUGUAAACUUUAAGACAGCUGCAGAACAAACCAGAGCACUGAUCAAUUCAUGGGUUAAAAAAAAAACAGAGGGGAAAAUCCAGGAUCUGCUGCCUGCAGGAUCUCUCAAUUCUCACACUGUAUUUGUCUUAGUAAAUGCCAUUUAUUUCAAAGGAAACUGGGAGAAGAAAUUUCUGGAAAAAAAUACUUUUGAGGUGCCCUUCCGACUGAGCAAGACCAAGACUAAACCAGUACAGAUGAUGUUUCUGAGAGAUACAUUUUUGAUACUGCAUGAAACAACCAUGAAAUUCAAAAUCAUUGAACUGCCAUAUGUAGAAAAUGACCUCAGCAUGUUCAUUCUCCUACCAGAUGACAUCAGUGAUAACACUACUGGUCUGGAGCUGGUUGAAAGAGAGAUGACUUAUGAGAAAUUGGCUGAAUGGACCGAAUCAGACAGCAUGAUGAAAGCUGAAGUGCAACUGUACCUGCCCAAGUGGAAGCUGGAGGAGAAUUAUGACCUGCAAUCCUCUUUGAGCAGCAUGGGGAUACAAAAUGCUUUUGACCCUGUUCAGGCUGAUUUCACUGGGAUGUCAGCUAAGAAGAAGCUUUUCAUCUCAAAAGUUAUUCACAAAGCUUUUGUGGAGGUCAAUGAAGAAGGUACUGAGGCAGCUGCUGCCACAGGUGUCCUGAUGCUGAGGUCAAAAGUACCAACAAUGACUUUUAAAGCUGACCACCCUUUCCUCUUCUUCAUCAAACACAACAAAUCACAAACCAUCCUCUUCUUUGGCAGGUUCUGCUCACCCUACACCCUGAUUAUGUCCUUGCAUUCUCUGCCACAAGGGGGAGACAGAGCUGGAAAAUCACCGUCUGUGGUGACCCGAGGCCAGCGGAGGUAUGAAGGGUUGGUGGGAAAGCCUCAGAUACUCGUACUACGGUGGUGGGCGGCGGCCAUUUUGUGCGGGGGCUACGGCGCAUCCCCGUGCCGAAACCCAAAUGGCCGUUGGCCGAGGGCUGAAGUCCGGGGCGCGGCUGAGGAGGGGCCGAGCUCCCGCCCCGUCCCUCAGCCCGGGCAUGCGGCAGUGCUUCCGGGGAAAGGGAAGGGCCCUGGGAGGACCGGGACCGCGGCGCCCGGCUGGACCAUGGAUAGUGUCUGUGCAGCAAAUACCACUUUUGCACUCGACCUUUUAAGAAAGCUGUGUGAGAACAAAAGCAAGCAGAAUGUAUUCUUUUCUCCCUUUAGUAUUUCUUCUGCUUUGUCCAUGAUUUUGCUGGGUUCAAAAGGUAACACCAAAGCCCAGAUAGCAAAGGUGCUUUCUCUGAAGAAAGCUGAAGAUGCUCACAAUGAGUAUCCAUCACUUCUCUCUGAAAUUAAUGCUCAAAAUACCCAAUAUAUACUGAGGACUGCUAACCGCCUUUAUGGAGAAAAGACAUUUGAGUUUCUUUCUUCAUUUAUAGAGUCGAGUCAGAAGAUCUACCAGGCCGGACUAGAACAGACUGACUUCAUCAAUGCUCCAGAGGAUUCCAGAAAACAAAUCAAUGGCUGGGUAGAGGAAAGAACUGAAGGUAAAAUUCAGAAUCUGUUGGUGGAGGGGAUUAUCAAUUCUCUGACCAGACUUGUGUUGGUGAAUGCCAUCUAUUUCAAGGGCAAGUGGGAAAACCACUUUGACAAAGAGAGAACAACAGAAAGGCCUUUUAAAAUCAACAAGAAAGAAACCAAACCUGUGCAGAUGAUGUUCAAGAAGGAUAAAUUCAACAUGACCUAUAUUGGGGACUUCCAGACAAAAAUCCUUGAGCUCCCUUAUGUUGGUAAUGAACUCAGCAUGAUCAUCUUGCUCCCUGAUGCAAUCCAGGAUGAUUCCACGGGCUUGGAAAGUCUGCAAAGAGAACUGACAUAUGACAAGCUGAUGGAUUGGAUCAAUCCUGAAAUGAUGGACCUUACAGAGGUGAAGGUGUCUUUACCCAGAUUUAAACUAGAAGAAAACUAUGAUUUGAAACCCCUCCUGAGCAGCAUGGGAAUGCCUGAUGCUUUUGACUCUCAGAAGGCCGACUUCUCAGGAAUGUCAGCUGGCAAUGAGCUGUGGCUCUCUGAAGUAGUUCACAAGUCCUUUGUGGAAGUCAAUGAAGAAGGCACUGAAGCAGCAGCUGCCACAGCAGCAGUGAUGAUGUUGCGCUGUGCAAUGAUUGUUCCAGAGUUCACUGCUGAUCAUCCCUUCCUCUUCUUCAUCCGGCACAACAAAACUUCCAGCAUUGUGUUCUGUGGCAGGUACUGCUCUCCCUGA